AUGUCCGCUGCGGGGGCUGCGAUCCCGUGCGAUGAGGCAUGCCACACAGAAAGCAAUACUGUGCGUAUCGUCACGGUGGUUACCAUCUUUCACGCAUUGGCUUUUAUCAGUGUGAGUCUGAGAUUAUACGCGAGAAUAUGGCUCAUCAAAGCACCUGGAUGGGAUGAUUGGGUAAUGGUGUUGACAAUACUCUGUGCAUUGGGAGGUUGGAUCGUCUUCAUCAUUCAAUCCCAUUAUGGUCUGGGCAAACAUCAAGCUUCCAUACCAAAGCCCGAACUUGUCGAACUUCAGCAUGCCGGUCUUUUUCAGUCCAUCAUCUCUGCCGCUCUCGGGAUCAUGUUUCUCAAGAUAUCCAUCAGUUUGAAUCUGCUUCGACUUGGGGCUAAGAAGUGGUACAAAUGGGGUCUAUGGUUCAUCAUUGUUUUCACAUUCAUCCAGUCAGGCAGCGGGGUGUUCACCUUCACAUUUUACUGCCAGCCGACAGCUCGCUUCUGGGACAAAACCGUCGCCGGUACAUGUUGGCCGAUCAAAGUUUUUGUAGGAUUGGGAAUUAUGAACACAGCCCUCAAUAUCUUCACUGACGUUGUUCUGGCUACAUUGCCAAUUCCUUUGAUUUGGAACCUUCAAAUGAAACGAAAAGUGCGACUGUAUGUCAUCGGCAUUCUAAGUCUCGGAUACUUUGCCGUCGCCAUGGGCAUUGUCAAAGCAAUUUACCAAAUUGGCUUUGGCGCGAACCCGGACAAGACUUUCGAGCAGUCGAUUCAAUUUUGGGGCUUCCUUCAACUACAGCUGGGGAUCAUCGCUGCAUGUGCCCCAACAUUCAAACCCCUCGUUGGCCGAAUGCUCCGCCUAACCUCAUACGACGACUACACAAACGAAACACCUAAUAACGGUUCCAAGAAGCACCCGACACUGGCAACAAUUGGAGGAACCGGUGGAACAGGAAAUCGUCGUCAUACAAUGCGCAGUGGGGGAACGCACGCUGUGAGAGAUCAAUAUGAACUGGAUGAUAUGGCGUCAGCGGACAGCGAUCAAAGCUUGAGCAACGUCAAGGGUGCGACAACGACCACAGCGACGUUCUACAAGCAUGACAAUGGCGACGGAUCGGGAAGCGAGGAGAGAAUACUGCAUGGGGGCCGAAAGGAAAGCGCCAGGGGUAUUAUGAAGACCACGGAAGUCACCGUGAAAUAG
This is a messenger RNA of Colletotrichum gloeosporioides, 1191 nucleotides long. RefSeq lists its product as uncharacterized. The transcript is spliced from 6 exons. The record is from RefSeq and is a predicted model, not a curated record. Lineage: Eukaryota; Fungi; Ascomycota; Sordariomycetes; Glomerellales; Glomerellaceae. The coding region runs from base 1 to 1191 and encodes 396 amino acids.